AUGGCCUUUGCGGGCUCCCUGCCCAGCUUCGCCACAAGUAGCUUGCAGAAACACGAUAAGGGAAAGUUUUCUGGCAGCACCAGCUCGCAGAGCACCGACACCCUGGCCCGCGAAGCGGACCUGUGCACGAGCAUCCUCGCCGAGCGGCGCCCACUGCACCACAGUGACCGCGAGGCGGGGCUGAUGCCGGACCCCCGCUACCUAGACGCGGCCGCCGCGGCUGCGGCUGCAGCCGUGGCCGCCGGCGCCGCCUGCGGCGGCGAGGGCCUCACCCCCCAGAUGCGCGCCGUCGUCGUGUCUUGGCUGGUCGAGGUCGCCGGCGAGUUCCGCCUGCAGCCCGAGACGCUGCACCUUUCCGUCGCGCUGCUCGACCGCUUCCUGUCGGCCGCUGCGCCGCACGGCGUGCCGCGCGGUGUGCUGCAGAUGGUGGCGGUCUCGUGCGUCAUGGUCGCCUGCAAGGGGCUCGAGGUGAGGCGGGGCACCCGGCCGGCUGGGCUGGCCGUGCUGCUGUGGCUCUGUGAGUAG
Monoraphidium neglectum is the source of this 525-nucleotide messenger RNA. RefSeq lists its product as hypothetical. The transcript has 3 exons. Lineage: Eukaryota; Viridiplantae; Chlorophyta; Chlorophyceae; Sphaeropleales; Selenastraceae. Gene Ontology annotation, biological process: mitotic cell cycle phase transition; regulation of cyclin-dependent protein serine/threonine kinase activity. Bases 1 to 525 code for a protein of 174 amino acids. Gene Ontology annotation, cellular component: cytoplasm; nucleus; cyclin-dependent protein kinase holoenzyme complex. The record is from RefSeq and is a predicted model, not a curated record. Gene Ontology annotation, molecular function: cyclin-dependent protein serine/threonine kinase regulator activity.